AUGCCGUUUGGAUUGAAAAACGCCGGAGCAACCUACCAACGCCUAGUAAACAUGAUGUUCACGGAUCUGCUCGGCAAAACCAUGGUGGUCUAUAUAGACGAUAUGCUGAUGAAACUAAACCCGACGAAGUGUACAUUCGGAGUAACGUCUGGGGAAUUCUUGGGGUACAUCGUCACUGAACGGGGAAUAGAGGCAAAUCCCAAGCAGAUCGAAGCCAUACUAGGACUCCCGUCACCGACCAACAAGCGAAAAGUACAACGCCUGACUGGCCGGAUCGCUGCUCUAAACCGUUUUAUCGCCCGCUCAACGGACAAGUGCCUCCCCUUUUACCAACUUCUUCGCGGAAAUAAGGAUUUCCACUGGGACGAGGAAUGCGAGAUCGCCUUUCGUCAGUUGAAGGAAUAUCUGACCUGUCACCCAGUUUUGGUCAAACCGGAGGACGGCGAAACACUAUAUCUCUAUGUCUCGGUUUCCAGUUCAGCAGUCAGCGGGGUGUUAGUCCGAGACGAUCGCGGAGACCAGAAGCCCAUUUUCUACACAAGCAAAUCACUAAACGACGCAGAAUCACGAUACCCCACGCUGGAAAAACUGGCUCUCGCAGUGAUCGUAGCAGCACGAAAACUGCGACCCUAUUUUCAGUCGCAUUCUAUCGUCGUGUUUACUGACCAACCACUCCGAACUAUCCUUCAUAGCCUUCUCCAAUCCGGACGCAUGGUGAAAUGGGCAGUCAAACUCAGUGAGUACGACAUCGAAUACCGUUCUCGCCCAAGUCUGAAGUCGCAAGUCCUGGCUGACUUCAUCACCGAACUAUCGCCCGAGCUUGACGACCCCACCUCCGCAGUGGAGCAAUGGACAAUGUUUGUCGACGGUUCGUCAACAAAUCAAGGAUCCGGGGUCGGACUCAUACUCCGAUCCCUCAUCGGAGAAAUCCUCGAACAGGCGUUGAAGCUCAAUUUCAAAGCGUCGAACAACGAAACCGAGUACGAGGCUGUUCUCGCAGAACUCCGGCUAGCCCUGGGGCUUGGAGUCAAACACCUGCAGGUCUUCUGUGACUCUCAACUCGUAGUCAGUCAGUUCAGCGGCAAAUUCGAUGCCAAAAACAAGCGAAUGGGGGCAUAUCGACAGGUUGUCCGCACGUUAUCUGGCGAAUUUACGUCUUUCUCCCUGACAAAGGUCCCACGGAACGAGAACGCAUCAGCUGACGCCCUCGCAGCUCUGGCGAAUCGCUCCGACCCCAAGUUACGACGUACCAUUCCAAUUGAAUGCAUCGAGGCUCCUAGCAUCGAUCCGGACAGCCAAAUCGCCCUCAUCAACGACGACCCAAUCCUCAUGGAAGUCGACGAGCCAAUAGAAGACAUGGCGGACAUCACCGAGCCUCCCGAGGAUUGGCAACUCGAGAUCAAACUUUACAUCUCCGAUGGCACCGUCCCGGCAGACCAAUGGGCGGCUCGACGACUGAAGGCUCGAAGUGCCAGGUACAUCCUGUUGGACGGAGAACUAUUUCGCCGGAGUGCGUCGGGAGUGUUUCUUACCUUUGUUACUCAGGACGAGGCCGAACGCAUCAUGAUGGAAGUGCACGAAGGCGAGGGUGGCAAUCAUUAUGGCGGACGCGCACUUGCUCUCAAAAUCAAAAAGGACGGACAUUAUUGGCCUACCAUGAUGGCUGAUUGCCAAACUUUCGCGGCGAUAUGCGAAGCUUGUCAUCGCCAUGGGCCAAUGCGGCACGUCCUGCCCGAACUACUAAACACCGUCACUGCUCCGUAUCCCUUUAUGCGCUGGGCCAUGGACGCCAUAGGACCUUUGCCGGCAUCCAAAUCCAAGAAGUAUGUCCUGGUGCUGACCGAUUACUUCACCAAGUGGGUGGAGGCAGAAUAUUUCACAAGGAUCCAAUCCUUAGACGUGACCAAUUUCAUAUGGAAGAACAUCAUAUGUCGCCACGGACUCCCAUACGAGAUUGUCACCGACAACGGUACCCAAUUCACUUCGAUGAUCACCAGACGCUUCCUGAUGAAAUGGCAAAUCCGUCUCAGCACUUCGACCCCUCGAUACCCGCAAGGCAAUGGUCAAGCCUAA
Messenger RNA from Camelina sativa (false flax), 2073 nucleotides. The record is from RefSeq and is a predicted model, not a curated record. Lineage: Eukaryota; Viridiplantae; Streptophyta; Magnoliopsida; Brassicales; Brassicaceae.